UAUGUGUAAUGAGAAACACCUGGAACCUGAACACCUGGGUAUAGGGGUGGAGCAUGGAGUGUGGAGACCCUAGACCACUUGGCUCCAGACCCUCCUCCCCCCCUCUCCACUCUCCUUCUUUCAAUCUGAAAUGUGGUUGUGGACCAGGCUCGGAUACAGAUCUAAACUGACUGAAGAGCAACCAUGUCUGACUGUAAUGAAAUGAUUUCCAUGGCCAAGCUGGCUGAGCAGACAGAGCGCUAUGAGGACAUGGCCAGCACUAUGAAAAAAUACACAAAGAUGAAGAGUCAACUCAGUGCAGAAGAGCGAAACUUGUUCUCAGUAGCUUACAAAAAUGUGGUGGGUGCUUGUCGUUCUUCAUGGCGAAUUAUCUCCAAUGAGGAAAGCAAAGCUGGUGAAUAUAUGAAGAAUGUAACUAAAAGCUACAGGGAGGAAAUUGAAAAUGAGUUGAAGAAGACUUGCCAAGAAGUUUUGGAUCUCUUGGAUGACCCGUUGAUUCCUAAUGCUGUAAAUGAUGACCAAGUGUUUUAUUAUAAAAUGAAAGGUGACUACCACCGUUACUUGGCUGAAGUGGCACCACAAGAUGACACUGAAAGCAAGUCAAAAUCAGAAGAGGCUUACAAAAAAGCCUGUGAAAUCUCUGAAAAGAUGCCCCCCACAGACCCCAUCCGUCUUGGUCUAGCCCUCAAUUACUCAGUUUUCCAAUAUGAGAUCUGCAACAAUGCUGAACUUGCGUGCAGUUUGGCUGAAAAGGCUUUUGAUGAUGCCAUUGCAGAACUAGGCAGUCUCAGUGAUGACAGUUACAAAGACAGCACACUUAUCAUGCAGCUUCUGAGAGACAAUUUAGCACUGUGGAACUCUGGUAACCAGUGUGAAGAUGGAGAUGAGUGAAUCUUCUGACUUCAGUAGUUUACAAUAGUCUCCCUGCCUUUCAGCAUUCCAGCUCAUUUUAUGGAGACCUGUUUGGUUAUCAAUGUCCUCAGGCAUUUAAUGCUCAACUCCUGUAGGCCGUUUUGAAGUAUGAAGGGCGGUAACUAAUGAUCACUGUAGCAAUUAUUAUUUUGGUUGUUUGCAUAGCAAAGGACAGGAAUAAGACAUUUUUAUUCAUUACACACAUGUUGUGUCAUUUUGGGUUAUAACUGCACUGUCUGCGUCAUAAAACCCCUUCUCUCAGCAAAUAUCACAGUUUAGUUUAGAAAAUGAUAGCUUUGGUUGAGAAUUAUUUCAAUAAAUUACUGCAUUUAAAUUUCAGCCGUAGACAUAUGUAAGGAAAGUGUAUUUGCAUACUUGAGGUCAGUAAGUGCUUGGACAUUUAAGUCACUGUUCAUGUCAUAAGUUGCUUUGCUGGAAAUGUUGUCACCAUUUUAGAUUUGAGGACAUUCUCAACUGUUAUACCAAAUGCAUAUUUAUACACAGUCUCAACUUUUCUUUACUUUUGGUAUACAUCGGUUUUACAUUUUUAAACCUGAGCAAUAAGUGAAGGUGACAGACAAGCAACUGUUGCGGACAAAUGGUGACACAAAUUAAGAUUUAAUCCACCCAGGUUACAUUUUGCCUAUUAUCCAAAUGUUUAGUUUCUGUUGUUUUAGUGGGAGAUCUGCAGCUGUAUUUAUGUUCAUAUAUUAACAGUAAAUUUAAAGAACAAAAACGACUACAGGACUACACUGACAACAGUUCUCCGUUUUGUAUUUCUCUUUUGUAUUGGCAUGUUCCUCUUUGGUUAUUCUCCUUUUAGAAUUGGGUUCUUUUUAAUUAUUUAAGACAAGUAUUGAGCAAAAGGGGGCUCUUAAUUGUAUGUGGUGAAAGUAGGUCUUGUUAAGGAACUGUUGCAUCUAUCUGGUUAGCUUUAUCUGUGUCUAGAGGUAACAGGUUAACAGAUAAAAACAGGACACUGAAAAGCAUUAUGUGUUUUGGGGGAAAAUGUUUCAUUUAAAUAAGAAUAAAAGUAUAAAGAAAGCUCACCAAA
Molecule: messenger RNA, 1966 nt
Organism: Boleophthalmus pectinirostris (great blue-spotted mudskipper)
Lineage: Eukaryota; Metazoa; Chordata; Actinopteri; Gobiiformes; Gobiidae
Product: 14-3-3 protein beta/alpha
Exons: 6
Coding region: 184-891 (235 amino acids)
Biological process (GO): signal transduction
Cellular component (GO): cytoplasm
Source: RefSeq, a predicted model, not a curated record